Molecule: messenger RNA, 4448 nt
Organism: Anoplopoma fimbria (sablefish)
Lineage: Eukaryota; Metazoa; Chordata; Actinopteri; Perciformes; Anoplopomatidae
Gene: trim24
Product: tripartite motif containing 24
Exons: 20
Coding region: 169-3435 (1088 amino acids)
Molecular function (GO): zinc ion binding; protein binding
Source: RefSeq, a predicted model, not a curated record
GUGGUUUGUGUUUUUUACCUUUUGCAAAGAGUGCACAGAUGGCCGCUUUCCAAUGGACAUAUGAGCUUCAAAAUACUAUGAAUAGCUUAUCCUUUGUUUCCAAUCGUAACCGUAUAUCGAUUGGUUGAAAGGAAAGAAUCGGGAAGCAGCAGUGGACAAAAAAACAAAAUGGAUGAAAGUGCUGAAAAUGUUGACAACGACGACAUUGUCAUUAUUGUGGAAAACGAGGCAGAAAGUUUGCCAGCCGAGGAGGAGAGGCUGAAACCGCAGGGCACCUUCGGGCUCAUGGACACCUGUCCUGUGUGCAAGUUGAGCUUCCACAACAGAGAGCCCAAACUCCUGCCCUGUCUCCACUCUUUCUGCAAGAGGUGUCUUCCUGCCCCGUACAGAAGUGCUGACCCACGGCGCGACUCACAAGGUCAAGUCGACAACAAAUCAUUGGGUGCUGUUCGAUGUCCAGUAUGCAGACAGGAAUGCUGGGAGAUGGACAUGUUGGAUAAUUUCUUUGUCAAGGACUCUGCUGAGGUGCCUAGCAGCACUGUGGAGAAAAGCAGCCAGUUGUGUAUCAGCUGCGAUGACAACACAGAGGCAACAGGUUACUGUGUGGAGUGUGUGGAGUUUCUGUGUGUGACAUGUAUUGAGGCGCACCAAAGGGUCAAGUUCACCAGAGAUCACACCAUACGCCAGAAGGAGGAGAUGUCUCCAGAAGCACUAGGUAUGUCCACACAGAAGCCCGUGUUUUGUGACAUCCACAAGCAGGAGCCACUGAAGCUGUUUUGUGAGACGUGUGACAGACUCACCUGUCGCGACUGUCAGCUGCUCAAACACAAGGAUCACAACUACCAGUUUUUAGAUGAUGCAUACAGGAACCACAAGCAGCAUCUGGAGAACAUGACGCAGCAGUUGCAAGAGAAAAGAAAGGCCAUCGAGGAUGUGUCCAGCUGUAUCAGUACUGGACUCCAGCAAGUUGAAGAAAACCGGAAGGGCGUCACCAAUGAAAUAAAGAAGUCAAUAUGUAACUUGAUUAUGGAGAUCAACAGAAAGGGAAAGAUUCUGGUCAACCAGCUUGAGGCUCUGACUAAAGACCAUGAGAUGGGUUUGAAAAAGCAGCAAGAGGACGUCAACUCUCUGAGCAGGCAGCUAGACCAUGUCAUCAGCUUUACUAAAUGGGCCACAGCCAGCCAUAGUGGAACAGCCCUUCUGUACUGCAAGAGACUGAUCCUUUUCCAGAUCCAUUACCUGAUGAGAGCAAGCUGUAAUCCCUCCAUCGUCCCUCAGAGUACUGUUCGUUUUCAGUGUCGCUCUGGUUUCUGGGCAACGAAUGUAGACCUUGGUUCUCUGGUUGUAGAAAGGGGCCAGGGCCGGCCACCCAUCCCCAACCACCAGGCAGUACCCAGAGCAGAAGCGCCCACUGGAGCUCUUUCCGCCUCAGCUCAGCAGCGACAGAGCACGUUGGCUCAGCUGCAGAUGCAUGUGGACAAGCUUGCCCAGCAGCCCAACAGACAGCCCCCCCCUAACCACUGGUCCUGGUACCAAAAUGUCAGGGGCCAGGGUGUCCCAGGACACCCCGGCCCUCCACCCCAAACCAGACCCAUCCACGGAGGGUCCUCCCCCUCCCAAGGCCCUCCAAGCUUGGGUCAGCCAGGACGAAGAUACGGCAGCUCCUACCCCAAUCCCAGAAGCCCCACGUCGUCUAUGCUUCACAACACAGGAUUCCCACCCGCUCAGUCUCUGAGAGAUCUGAUCCAUAGCUCCGGCUUCCCUCCUAAACCCAUGGAUGUGUUGCAGGGUACGCCCCGCUACCCACAGCCUCUGUCUGUUGGAGCAGCUACACAGAUGUCACUACAACAGCGGGGCCUGACGGAAUCCUCCUUCCUGAAGAGGAGUGAGGCUGGUGGAUCUGUCCCCUCCAUCACCAUCUCCAUCCCCAAACCCAGCUUCGCUCCAAGUCUAGCUUCAGCAACUACGGAUAAAACAAACGCAUUUAAUCACACAGCAGUUCAAGCAAGGCAGAACUCCCCAAUGGCCAAACCAUCUUCUUCAGACAGAGGCACAGGGACGACUUCCUGGAGGCAGCGCACCGAGCCUCAGUCUGCCCCCUCAGCCAAGCGACGAAGAAGGUCGUCCCCAGGGCCCAUCAUCGUCAUCAAGGACGAACCGGAGGAUGAGGAUGAAGUUCGAUUUGUGCAGUCCACCGUGGGCUCCAGCCUGCCGGACAGCAGCACCGGGGCUCAGUCAAAGCCUCGGCAGCAGCAGAAGGUAUCUGUACCAGUCCCAGUACCUGGAUCAGAGUCUGGAGCAGAGUCAAGCACAGCAGCCAAAGAGCAGCAUCAGCAACCCGCAGCACAGCCCGAGUCUGAAAAGAGAGCGGAGCCGGAGGAAGAUCCCAAUGAGGACUGGUGCGCCGUCUGUCAGAACGGGGGGGAACUGCUCUGUUGCGACAAGUGUCCCAAAGUCUUUCAUCUGGCCUGCCACAUUCCCGCUCUGAAUGAGUCCCCCAGCGGGGAGUGGUUCUGCUCGCUCUGCAGAGACCUCGCCUCUCCUGAGAUGGAGUACGACUGUGACAGCAAGGAUGAUCCCGUCUCUGAAGGGUUCCCGCCUGAUGGGAGACGGAAGUGUGAGAGGCUGCUACUACGUCUGUUCUGCAAUGACUUCAGCACUGACUUCCAGCAGCCGGCUGCUCCAUCAGAGACAAGACGGUACAAAGAGCUGAUCAAGACUCCGAUGGAUUUGUCAUUAGUCAAGAAGAAACUGGAGUUAAAGUCGCAGGAGGGUCAAUGUUAUAACGGUCCUGAAGAGUUUGUCGCAGACGUCCGGUUAAUAUUUUUCAACUGUGCAAAGUACUACAAGGCGACCUCCGAAGUGGGGAGUGCAGGUUUGUACCUGGAGGACUACUUUGAGGAGCAGUUGAAACUAGUCUACCCAGAUAGGGUUUUCCCUGGAGGGAGGGAGGAACAGAUGAUCCCUCCCCUAGAAGAGGAGAUAGAUGAAGAGGAAGAGAUGAUGGAGGAGGGCAUGGCUCCCAUCGAAGACGAUAAGCCACAAAGUCCCGCAGGAAAAGGAAUCCCCCCUGUGGAAGAAGACUUGCCUCCUCUGGAAGAAGCUACAGCACCUGCGGAGGAAGAAAAGUCUGAAAUGGAGGAGAAGGUGAUGGAUGCGGGUGAAAAGGGGACGGAUGAAAAGGUAGCCGACGUCGACGCCGCCGCCACCGAGGGCAACACGCCUCCUGCAGAGGAGGCAAAGCAGGACGAGGAGAUUCCUGAGAAGGAGGCUAAAAGCACUCCAGUGGCCGACGGUGAAACAAAAGAGGCAGAAGCUCCCAAAUCCCCAAAAGAGGAGAGCCCUGAGCUUCCCACAGACACAGCUGUGGAUCCGCCUGACACCCAGGAGGAGUCAGCUCCUGCAGACACAGCCAAAACAGAGGAGGAGGCAUAGAUCACAGCAGAGAGAAACUGUAGACAUCAUGGAUGAUUUCAGUCUUCCGCAGAAGUGGCCCCAGUGGGGACCGACAUUUGCUGCAAUCAGGCAUUUCUUUUGUAAUAUGUUAUAUUUGCAAUAGGAAAAAGGUACUGCAAUGCUAAAUAGACUUAUUUAGUAGCAGUCAUGCAGUAGAUGCACAUGAAGGGAUUAAAUAAGCUUUUUUUUUGCUGGACAGACUUUACAAUUUUACUGUAACAUAGUUUGUUAUUUUCUUUUAUGAAAAAUCUGAAAAGCACACAAAAAGAUAUUUCUUUGUAAAUAGGAUCAUUUUUAAGUCAACAUCAUUAAAAUAAGAGAAAAAUAUUUGGAAUAAUAAUGCAUGCAUAAUGCCUUGAUGUAAAUAUUAAUGCCUCCAUUUUAGUGUUUAUAGACUUUGGCUAUCUUGCACUAGCCAUUUGGCUGAUGAACAAAUUAUGUUUUAUUGCAAGAGUAUCUUUUUUAUUUUAUUAAUAAUGUAUUAAAGGAUAGCUGUAUAUAAAAAAAAAAAUUGGUUGUUUUAGAACAAACAAUAAUUUCAAAUCUGAACAACGUUUUGUCAUAAAGCAGCUUGUUUGUUCUUACCAGAAUAACAAUUCUUCAGACUUUACGGUUCUUACUCUUAGAUAGCUCAGAGACUUGAUUAUCACCUUAUCAUCAGCCUCUGACAACAGUGUGUGUUCCCCAAAUUGUGUCCUUGCCCUUCUGCAGCAUGAUUACUUUUUUUUUUACAUAAGAUUAGUCUUAAGCCUUGUUGUUUUUGCUGGUUUCCCUCACUGAAAGCAAUCAAAGUGAGCAAUUACACCCACAGAACAAAAAAGCUUCAGUUAAUUACACCUUUCUGUAACUCUGACACUUCAUCUCCAGUAUAGUAUAUGUCUAAUAUUAACACUUUUAUUAUUUAUUGUGGAUACACAGGACCUGUAAAUGUACUCUGGAAACAAUGGUAAUACCUGCAUUUACAAUAUUUGUAAUAAACAGGGUUAAAUGUA